UUUUUGUUUUGUUUUUGUUAGGCAAUUCAAUUCGUCGCGCAGUCUUCCCUCAUUCUCUUCUAGUUUUUCAUAUGUUCCGUGCCAGUUACCUAUUAUUCUCAAUCGAAGCAAAAGUAAAUUAUUCAUGCUGUCACGUGAAUAGUUUGAGCGCCUAAUUUUUGGUUGACGUUCCUGAAGAGGUCAAUGAACUGUAGGUUGGCGAAGCGCUACCUGGAAACUCUGACCUGGAACUUCAGUCACUGUACUGUGGCAUAUGAAGCAUGUCCUGAUGGUAGUAAGCCAUUUCUACGGAUGCUGGGUGUAAGAAGUCAUUUGCAAUGAGCUAUGUCUCAUUUAUGAAAGAAUGCUUUUCCAAGAGUGCUCCUUACACUAAAAAUGGUAGUGGUUGGAAACAAACAUUCACAAUUGCCUUGGAUCUUGCGAAUGGAGCAUCUUUGUAUGUAUACGGGUGAUAACGAAACAUUACAUGUGAACUCGUAUGAUUUCAAGAUAAGUAUCACCCUCUGAAGACAGCUUGGCGAAGAGGAGCAGAUGACGAUGGAUAUGGACGUCUCCGAUACCGGCUUUCUUGCUGAAGGAAAUGAUUCUCGUCAAACGAACGUUUCCACAUCCAACAACGCAUGCAUGUUUUUGGAUUCUCCUGGCAAGACGCUGCUCGCCAGUAUUUUCUCACCGCGCAGUUUAUUCCACGGCGAGAAUGUCCGAACUCCGAGUGGCUCUGGCAUGUGCACUCCAAACACACCCAGCAGGUGCGGACUGGGAACACCAACCAGCAGCCGCAUGGGAACACCGUGCCACCCGGACUUCGAGCCCAUCGACUGCGCGAUGAUGCCGCCAGCAAAAGCGGCCAGUCCACCAAACGAGGCAAGAGGCGCACUCUACGGCUCUACUGAGAUCGGAUCGCCCGACCUGAGCUGUCUGCUGCGCGACUGGACAGAGCGAACACCGGAACACGACGGAGCGGCUUAUCGGGAGCGGUCCUCCAGCUCGGUGGCGAGCUCGACGCUGCUGCGGCCGUCCCAGAGCGGACCGGCCGAGGCGCUCGGCCUCCGCUCGUCGCCUCAAAUCGUACAGUCGCCGCUGGCACUGCUGGAGCCGGCCGGCCACUUGGUCGUGGCCAGUCCUCUGUCGUCGACGACCUGGCGCAGUCCCGGCCGUCGCCGACCCGAGUGGAGGUCUCCCUGCCCAUCGUUUGGGGCACAGACGGCUACUCCGGUGUCUCCACUGGCGCUGGAGGGGACGUUUUGGUCGCAGCAGAGCGCGAGGCAGAGCUCUCCCACGGGUGCGACCUCCAAUCCUGGCUGCGUGCGACUCCUGGGCCCAGCAGGGCUCUGUUCACCAACCACCGUCCAGUCCGAGUCAGCUACUGGGCUGCGUGAUACAUCCCCUCUCUUGUCCACUGGCCAGCCAUCUGCCGUCCUAGUCUCCAGGCCAGCACCUGGCCAGAUGAGAGCCCCACUCGGUGACCCGAGCCGCCAGCCCAGCGACCCCGCUGAGAGGCCCCGCGAUCUUUCUUCUCCGACAAACACGGCUGAGGAUGGCGAUCCAGACGCGGACGACCUCAGUGAUCUCUCACCGGACAGUGACGAAGACAUGGACCAGUUGGACGUGCCGCAGGCCUUCUGCAAGCCCUUCCUGGACGGCCCCGACCUGCUGUUCUCCAACCGUCACCUGGCGUACCCUCACAUGGACUCUCCGGUGCUGGGCCACUCGCGUCAGGUGACCCGGUUCGGCAAGGUGCGCUUCACCGUGUUCCCGGGCGUGCACUGGGCACGCGACCCCAGGGAGAGGAGACGGCAGCUGGCGGCGGCCAGGGGCAUCCAGAGCAGCGGCCGACGGGGAAAACGGAAACUGGCGCCGAAACCUCAAAACAGUCGGUGUCAAGGGCGGGCCGAUCGCAGUGAAGGUGCGUGCAACCGUUCAGAACAAUGCUAAGUGUUUAAACACCGUUUGACGCACUGAGUUCUAUUGUCAAAAUAUAAUUGUUUUUUGUUA
Amphibalanus amphitrite is the source of this 1995-nucleotide messenger RNA. RefSeq lists its product as uncharacterized. NCBI's taxonomy places the organism in Eukaryota, Metazoa, Arthropoda, Thecostraca, Balanomorpha, Balanidae. The transcript is spliced from 2 exons. The record is from RefSeq and is a predicted model, not a curated record. Bases 532 to 1935 code for a protein of 467 amino acids.